UGGGGCGCCAGAGAAGAGUCAUUGCUUCCGAAACUUCCACCGUCAGCUGAGUAUGACGAUCCAUCACUGAGGAGGAUAUACGAGUAUUACAGAGAUGAUCUGACCUACAUCCUGGAGAACAUGAACCCUCAUUCCAUCCUGGUAGAACUACAAUGUCGGAAAUUUUUAAACACAGAUAAAUACCUGUCAAUGGAAAAAGAUCCAUGUUCCUUCUCUCGCACCUUGUUACAAGAUAUUCGGAAUCGGGGAAGAGAAGCUGUGAUUGGACUCUGGGAAUGUCUCUAUAUGUUAAAGAAAGAUCGUCCUCAUCCGAAUUUAUUGGCCGUUCUG
Molecule: messenger RNA, 330 nt
Organism: Staurois parvus
Lineage: Eukaryota; Metazoa; Chordata; Amphibia; Anura; Ranidae
Source: the annotation of a GenBank genome assembly